Myzus persicae (green peach aphid) is the source of this 3673-nucleotide messenger RNA. RefSeq names its product thrombospondin type-1 domain-containing protein 4-like. Gene Ontology annotation, molecular function: metalloendopeptidase activity. The transcript has 19 exons. The record is from RefSeq and is a predicted model, not a curated record. The coding region runs from base 243 to 2861 and encodes 872 amino acids. Lineage: Eukaryota; Metazoa; Arthropoda; Insecta; Hemiptera; Aphididae. Gene Ontology annotation, cellular component: extracellular matrix. Gene Ontology annotation, biological process: extracellular matrix organization.
UCAGUUUUGGUCUUGGCGUUGCACGUGCCGGGCCUUAUCACCGCCGUCAUGUCGGCGAAUGGACACGUGCCUUCAUCCUAUCGUGGUUUUCGACGACAUUAAUCAUCGUUAUUUGUUGUAUCAUAUGGGCAGUUCUGUUCUUUUUUAAAAAAUUUUUUGGCUUUUAUUGUUUUUACCUACGUUUUCCGAAAUUCUCUCACUUGAUGAAACAAUUAUUAUUAUAGUUGCGUCGAAACGAAAAUAUGGCGUUACUGUUGAACUACUCGGGGUGCUUUUGGUUAUUAAUAAUAUCGCUAAUCUUGAUUCAAGCUCAUAAUCCAGGAUUUACCCGUUCUAAAAGACAUUCAAACCAGUCAGGAUUAAUUGCCAUUUUUGGUAAUGACAAUGUCACUGGUUUCAAUGUGAAUUCUACGUGGAAGACAAAUGAUACUAAAGAUUGGGGAGAAUGGUCUCCGUGGUCACCAUGGACUCCUUGCUCUACAUCAUGUGGUCUAGGCGUAACCAAACAAACCAGACAAUGUAUUCGAAAAUCAACUGACGUACAAAGGAAUGUUUUUUACAAAAGACAACGUUUGAAACGAGUGUCUGACGUGGACGACAAAUGCAGAGGGCAAACAGAGGAAACUAGAUACCACGUUUGUAAUAAACAGAUAUGCUUGAAUAAUACUGAUUUUCGGGAAACUCAAUGUUCGUCGUUUAACGAAAAGUUAUUCAACGGUCAAAAAUAUACAUGGUCAGCAUACUAUCAAGCUACAAAUCAAUGUGCAUUGAACUGUCGGGCAAUAGGAUAUCGUUUCUAUGCCAUCCUAAAACCGAAGGUAAUAGAUGGCACAUCUUGCAAUGGAACAGACAAUUCAAGACCUUUCAUAUGUGUGGAAGGGCAGUGUAAGGUGGUCAGUUGUGAUGGUUCAAUAGGUGGACCUCUAAAGAGGUUUGAUGGUUGUGGUGUAUGCGGUGGUGACAAUAGCACGUGUCGUUUAAUUUCUGGUAUUUUCACUAGACCCGACAUGCCGACAGGAUACAAUUUAAUUACCAGAUUACCAAAAUCUGCUUGCAACAUUACCAUCAACGAACUUAAACCAUCAGCUAAUAACAUAGCGUUGAAGCAUACUGUCGGUCCAUACAUUUUGAAUGGCAAUUGGACGAAUAGUUGGCCAGGAGACUACGAAGGAGCGGGUACGGUAUUCACGUAUCGGAAAGAAAACGGUAAUUUUGGUGAAUCCAUUUUUGCCACGGGACCGCUAUCAGAGUCUGUAGACCUUAUUUUGGUGUUCAGGUACACGAAUCCCGGCAUCAAGUACGAAUACAAACUGCCACUGGAUGCCCCUGCUCAGGACGAGUCCAUCACGCCACCGUUGAUCAGACACCAUUCGCACAUGUCUGCAUAUUAUCCAGGAAACUAUUUGCCGGUUGGCGACGAAGCGUACGCGACGGAUAAAGGGUUGGAACUCGACAACGAAGACAAAACGAAAUUCAACCAGGACCAACCGCACGGAACACCGACGGAGUAUCAAGGAUUCAUCGGCGACGAAGCUGCAAAACCGCGUAACAAGGGCAGGAAAAAAAAGUUUUUAUGGAAAUUGAACGGCUAUUCAGAAUGUACCAAGACUUGUGGUGGAGGAUAUCAGACGUCCACGAUGGUGUGCAUUAAAGAACACAACCAGCAGCAGCAAAUUGUCGCGGACAAACGGUGCCACGGGUUGGAGAAACCACAACCCCAGGUGCUCAGAUGCAACGUGAAACCAUGCGAGGCACAGUGGUCGAUAACCGAUUGGAGCCCUUGCUCAGUUGGUUGCGGUUUAGGGGUCCAGACCCGGGAGAUGGCGUGCAGGCAGCAAAUCAAUCCCGCGCUGACGAUGAACGUAGAUGAGUCGGCUUGUCCAUCGCCAAUGCCAGCCAACGUCAUCCUGUCCAAAGCCUGUCAAAGGCCGCCUUGUGAUUCCACCCAAUCUGACGGGACCUCGCAUUGGAUCGCUGGCACUUGGUCCAAAUGUUCCACGACUUGUGGCACGGGCAUCAAGUCACGAUCGGUAAGCUGUUCGUCAGCCAACGAAACCGAAUGUAAGCCUAACGAUAAACCUCCGCAUCAGACGACUUGUGACAUGGGACCGUGUGCGAUGGCCCUUUCCAACGCUGUUGGCUCGUGGAUUCUAUCGGAUUGGUCACAGUGUUCAGAAACAUGUGGCACAGGUACCCAAACUAGAAAGGUUUAUUGUUCGCUAGGAAUUGAUCGCGAGAACGCAUGUGAUCAAUCAAUAAAACCAGAGGCGAGCAGAGCUUGCUUGAGCGACAAAGAUUGUAGUGGACUUUGGUUUACAGGACCUUGGUCACAAUGCUCUGAAAUGUGUGGUUGGGGUAAUCAAACAAGAACUUCUGUUUGUAUGUCUUAUGAUCAAAGAGAAUGGAAAGUUGUUCCUCAAAGUCAGUGUUCCGGCAAAGAAAAGCCGGCUAUGACCAUGUCGUGUUUCACCCAAAACUGCGAUUCUAAUUGGUUCACUUCGGAGUGGCUGCCGUGCUCGAGAUCGUGCGACUUGGGUGUUCAGAAACGAGAUGUCAAGUGCCUCAAUGAAGUAUUAAAACCAUCGUUAGAAUGUGAUGAAUCGAAGAAACCACCUGCCAGACGUUCGUGUAACUUAAGUCAAUGCGUCAAUAGUUAUUCAGCAGCAGUAUCAAGUGAAGAGAGCCGAAUCGAAAGAGAGAACAAGCCAAUAUUGACCAGUACUCAACCACCGUCGGAUCAAGAUGAUCCCAAGUGUGUUGACAUUCAACAUAGAAAUUGUAAUUUUGUCGCCCAAGCCAGACUGUGCUCUUACAAGUAUUAUAAAAUUUCAUGUUGCAACUCUUGUCGAAACAAAACGUAAAUCGAUUACAGUCGGAGUACACUUAAAUAUUAAUUCAUUUUCAUUUUUAUAGACAUCAUCGAGACAGCUAGUUAAUAAUAAUAUUUAAAAUUCGAUCAAUGUAAAAAAUAGUACUUACAUAUUUUACACCACAAUAUUUCUGUACCUAUUAUUUACCAAUUUACAAUGUAGUUAGGUAAUAUGAUAUACAUUUUAAUUUAUCGAAUACGUCAUGUAGGUACUAGACAAAAUUCGUUUAUAAACAAUGAUUAUUGUGAUAAAGUGUUUGUCAUGUAAGUAUUAAAUGUAAAAAUGUAAAUGUACUAAAAGGUAUUAAAAAUAUUACAUUUAUGUCAAGCAAUCGGAUGCGUCAAGAAUCUCCAAAAAUUCAACGAGAUUAGUAUUAUAAUCAUAAUAGUAUUAUCUAAUCUAAAAUAUUCGAAUAUGUUUUUAUUAUUAUUAUUAAUUUAUCUUGGAUUAAAAUGCAUACAAUUCCAAAAAAAACAACACAGAAUUUAUUUACAAUCUAGGUAUAAAUGGAAAACCAUUGAAAAAACUAUUUAAAUUUUAAUUAAAUCUUAUUAAUUGUAGAACGAUUUAAGUAUGUAGCCAAGUAGGUAAUCAUCUUUUAACUCAUUAUUAUUAGAUUAUAUUAUUUAUAUGUAUAUUGUGUGUUUUAAUGUUUAGCAUAUUAAUAUGAUUAUGUGUGUUACACAAUUUAAAUUUAAUUACUUUGCCUAUAUAAGACGUGUAAUAUAAUAGCAUAGGAAUACACAUAUUUUUUUAUUGUUCCUAUUCGAUUACCUAAUAAAUUUAAUUUAAUUUUUUAGGAU